Messenger RNA from Caenorhabditis remanei, 438 nucleotides. RefSeq lists its product as uncharacterized. Bases 1 to 438 code for a protein of 145 amino acids. The record is from RefSeq and is a predicted model, not a curated record. Lineage: Eukaryota; Metazoa; Nematoda; Chromadorea; Rhabditida; Rhabditidae. The transcript is spliced from 4 exons.
AUGUCGUUGAUAUACUCCAGAUUCGUUGUGGAUGCCAUGUAUGCUUUUGCAAGAUGUACAGUGAAUAAGUGUUAUCAUAACUAUUGGUUAUGGUUUGAACAGAUUGGCUACUUCUCAAUCGGAACUGUUUCAGCAUUCCUCUGUUUUCGAUUGUACAUUUGGAAUUAUUGUACUAAAGUUCAGCAACAAAACAAGAGAAUUUCUAGGGCCACCAAAAUAUCACUUCUAGACACAGUUAUCAUCUUCACAUUUGAUCUACUUCCAUCUUUUCUCUUUGCUCAUUUCCCAGCAGUUAAUUUUGAAACUGUUGGUCCAUUGAGUGCUCUUUGCAAAAACUUUGGAUUCGUUGUCGAAGCAAUUAUUAUUUGUAAAGUUUUGAUAGGAAAGAAGGGAGUUGCACCGCUUUCAACUAGCAAGUAUACCCCCAACGCCACUUGA